CUUUCGUUCAGCAUCAAACCAUAGUGACCUGUUCUGCAGCGCCUUUGACUUCCCGCUGGCCGCCACUCCCGCCGUAUGUCAGUACAGUUUUCAAAGCCCAAACUGACGAACGCAUGCACAGGAGAACGCGAUGGGCUGCCGAUGACAAAGUCACGUGAACUCGCGGCGGCUGAGCAACGCGGUCCGCCCACCAACUUGGCAACACACACGUCUUCCUCUGGCUUGCAUCGCGCCUGCAGAUCUCUGUGCAACCUGCUUGCACCUUCCAACCCAUCCUCCAAUUCUGCGUCCAGCCUCCAGCCUCCGGCCUCACCCGCUCUGCUUCGUGUCAACAUUCUAUCCAAGAUUUCCGAAGCACGCACUCAUCGCACCAGCUCACAAAUAGCGACGUCCGCAGCUCUCUACCGCCUGCAGUACUCUUUGCUUGCAAGGGAGGUGGGGCCCACGACCAUAACGCCUCUUUCUGCACGACGGUUGACACUGAAGCCGAAAUCAGCCUGGCAUAGCAAAGCCAGAUUACCGCAAGAACUAGCCUCGCAUUCUUCGAUUAUGCGGACUGACACAAUUCUCGCCUUGCUGGCAGCUGUCUGAGGAUGUUUGUUCCCUGCUCUCCGCAACCUACUCCCCUCAGCAUUCACGUCGCGAACCUUUUUUCACCCAACUCCUCUUUAUCGAUACCUCAGCUCUACGAGCGGAGACUCCCAGAUGGGUUAUAGAAUGGGAUUUUUCGGAUGAUGCUGCACCCAAUCAAAUUCUGACUUGCGCCCCAGCGAAAGUCCCCCAGCGACCGCGAUUCACUCUGGUCCCCAAUGGAUGGCAUAUUGCAUCACGAUCCCUUCCUCUGGGGCGUCGACGACGUUGCCGAGGAGUUAUCUAGGCUGCGGCGUCCGUGUACGCGUGACCCGGCGGCCCUCAAGGAGGCAGUGAGGGAACAAGAAAUUGACGGCAACGCCCUCUUGACUUUUGAGUUCGUAUGCUCCAGGCACGAACUGUUUGAGUGCUUGGGCAUCAAAAUUGGUGGGCACAAGGCUGCUUUGGGUCUUGCAAUCCACAGACUGCGAUCUCAGAGCCCCGCAUUUCAAAAGUGGAAGCGGGAAUUCACCAGACGGGAGAACGAGGACCAGGACCUCGAAGACAAUGCGUCCGUUCCUAACGAGGACUCUUUAUUGGCAACUACACCAGCCGCGAUCAAAGAUGAUGGCACACCAAGUGGUAGCUCGGCUCCGUUCGGAGGUCCCGGCAGCGUGACUAAUUUGAAACGCAAAGCAGAUGCACUUGAUGAUCGCGCGCCUUUCACAGCCGCCUCACCUUCGCCUAGCAGAGCCAACAAGAACAUGACGUCUUCGACGGAACCUAAAACGACAGAACCUGACGGCAAGAAGGCACCGAAGCAAACCCGACUGGCGCCAACGCUACUUGCGAGUGUGCCAGUCAAUUUGGCGCCGCUACCCAUCGCAACGGAAGCGGACUUUGUCGGCCCGCGUGCCAAUGCAAGAGAGUCGGAAGCCAACUCAAGUGAAUACCCUUGGGAAACGUUUUCCCCCGGAGCAUACCUGGGUCAGAGCUCCAUGCCAGUGUCUGCAAUCAAGUCAUCCCAUAGGGCUGUCACCUCUCAGCUUCACUCUGUGGAUGAAAGAAACUUCACCACUGACUUCCCGAUUGUGUUACCCCCCGGCGUGAGGGUUGUUGCAGCUCAGAUGAUGAAACGGCUGUUGGUCAGAAAUGGACGAACAGAGGCCUUGUUUAAUCAAGGUCUAUUUCUGACGAGACCACAAACUCCAUCAGAGGAUGACGAAAGUGUGGUCGACUUAUUGGAUCUUCCGGAGUCGCUUGACGAGGAAACUCUCCGAGAAAUCGAAGCCGAGGAAGCUGAGGCAGAAGCUGCAAAAGUCAACAGCCGGCAUCUCGACCGAGGAGUUGUCGAGACCAUCUUGCGAGAGGCCAUGGAUGUCUUCAAGCAACGGUGGAACGAGGCGAAGCUCCCUCGAUAUGCGCGCCGCGCUCAUCAAAUCUGGAUCACGUCCAGGAUGAAAGGCACUUGGCAUGGAGACGUCAUCGGGGCUCGCCAGCGUGCCCAGGCUUUCGAGGACCGCAUCAAAAAGCUCUGCGCAGAGAUCCUAGAUCAGAGCUGGACCAAAAAGUCAGACGUUCGGCUGCAGGCCACUUGCUUGGAGCAGACUUUGGCCGAUAGGCUGUAUUGCCAGUGGCUGGCAGAUACCCUGGACUCGCGAAUUGAGCCUCAGAAGUUUGCCACCAGAGAAGCAUCUGGGCGGCAGGUGCGGCAGGUUGAUCCGCCCCAGAGCCCCUUAGGCAGCGAAGUCCUCACAAGUUCGGACGAGGACGACUUCGUUGUUCCAGAUGGCGCAGACGAAUUCAUGGAUGAAAGAAAGGUCCCCGUGAGUGACGAUGCCGUCCCCUAUGCAGAGCCACAAACGCCGGCCAAGGCCGUCACACCAACGCUGUUCGUGGAUCUAACCCAGCUCGAGACGCCGGAAAAGUCGCCGAGUCGUGCCCGAGCUGCCUCUGUGGUCGACUUGACAACGCCCGCAGAGCCAAAGUUCCAAAGGGAAUUCGCCAGCUCCCCCAUCACCAGCCAUCCUUCGCCAACAGCAUCGGAAUCAGAGUUUGAUGUGGAGGAGAUUGGCAAGCAAAACCCCAAUUUCUGGUCAAAAGAGAACGACCGCAGAAAGCUGGUCAUAUGUUUGCUCUGGAAACUGGGCCAUGGCCGACGUUCUUUGAUAUUCGAGGCAGUUCGCCGUUACAGCUGUCAUGAGUUCGUCGCUCUGAUUCUUGCUCCGGUACUGCCCCUCACCAGCAACGAUGAUAUGGAGGUGACGUCUCCGAAGCGUCUGCGCACCGACACCCCGGAAGAGACUCGCCGCUUUGACGCUGUGCGACUGUUUCUCAGCUACAUGAAUGUCAAACAUUGCAAGGAGUCGAGGGUCAGCGAGCUAUUUCGGCAUAAGCAGGACCGAGCCCUGCUGGUCAAGCAGGUUCUGAGCUCAGAGGAACGCCCUGAUCAAAAGGACUCCGAAAUUGCAACCUUUCAUGCCUUUCUUGGCCGUAUAGAACUAUUAUUUCCUCAGGAAAGCCAGAUAGUCAGGCUGGAUUACUCUGACGAUGACAUGGGCGUCCUGACCGACGGCGCAGAUGACCUAUUAGCAUCGCCAGAUACGCCAACCAGGCCCCGCAGGAAAGUGCCUAAGGAGUUGGUGCAGAACAAGGAAGGUGUUGACAUGCGCUUGCGCGAGAAACGUCGCGUUGAGGAGCAAGAGGCUCGCCGUCGAAAGUUGCGGGCUGCCCUAGGGUCGACAGAUAUGCCUUCCAACAAAACGAGGCUCAUCAUCAACGAAGCUAAGCAAGACCAUGAGGCGUUCCUUUACAUCAACGAUGAGACGGCGAAACGUAUCAAAGAUCAUCAAAUUGAAGGCGUCCGUUUCAUGUGGAACCAAAUCAUCCUCCAAGAUGAUAAUCAGCGUCAGGGCUGUCUCCUUGCCCACACCAUGGGCCUGGGUAAGACGAUGCAGGUCAUCACAUUCCUCGUUGCUGUUCAAGAAGCUGCGCGGUCCUCAGACCCUUCCGCGAGAGAGCAGGUACCAAAGGAUUUGCGUGAGUCAAAAACCCUGGUGCUGUGUCCGGCUGGCUUGGUGGACAACUGGAUAGACGAGCUACUCCAGUGGACUUCCGGGGAGGUGCUCGGUCCUAUCCGCCAUGUUGCAGCCAUGGUAGGCCCGGGAGAACGCCAUGAAAUUGUUGCUGCUUGGGCCCAGAGUGGUGGCGUUUUGGUCGUCGGCUACAGCAUGUUGCAGCGCUUAAUCGUCGCGAACGAGACGACGAAAGCAAAGUUGCUCGAGAGUCCGAACAUUGUCGUCGCCGACGAGGCCCACUACCUCAAAAAUAAGGACAUUAAAUUGCACCAAACCUGCGAACGAUUUAAGACUAAGUGUCGAAUCGCUCUCACUGGCACGCCAUUGGCGAACAAUGUCGAGGAAUACUACAGCAUGGUCAACUGGAUUGCUCCCAACUACUUGAGUACGCUCGACGAAUUUCGCCAGAGAUUCGCCAACGCCAUCCACGAUGGCCUGUGGGGAGACAGCCUUGGAUGGCAGAAACGACUGGCUCUGAAAAGGCUCCAAGAGCUGAAGGAGACGGUUGCCCCCAAAAUCCAUCGCGCCACGAUACAAUCCUUGAAAAAGGAUUUACCGCCUAAGAAAGAGUUUGUCCUCUGCAUUCCACCCACUAAAUUGCAGACGAAGCUCUAUGAUGUCUACGUGACGGAAGUUCUCAAGGGCGAGAUUUCGUCAGCCACCGUCUUUAAGAUCGUGAACGACCUCAUGUUGCUCUGCAACCAUCCACGCUGUUUAAUGCAGAAGGCCAUGAAUCAGAAGCAUGGUGGCGUGGAGGAGCAUGAUAAGAUCAGUGCAGAAGAUCACCGCAAGUCUGAGAAGGAAUCCAAGCUGCCUGCUUCCGUCGUGACAGCUACGCUCAAGGAGAUGCAUGCGCAUACAGAUAAGGAUGCCGUCGGCCUAUCGAUGAAGGCGGAACUUUUGUGCGUGAUACUUGACGAAGCGAAGCGCGUCCAAGACAAGGUACUCGUUUUCUCGCAGUCUUUGGCGACUUUGAACUACUUGAUGUACAUCCUGCGUCUACAGAAGCGGAGAGUGAGUCGCCUGGACGGAUCAACAAAUAUUGCAAAGCGCCAGGAGAUGGUCAAAGCUUUCAAUACUGGCGACCAGGAGGUAUAUCUCGUCUCAACCACAGCAGGUGGUGUCGGCCUCAACAUUCACGGAGCCAACCGUGUCGUCAUCUUCGACUACAAGUGGAACCCUGUGCAAGAGCAGCAAGCCAUUGGUCGCGCCUUCCGCAUCGGGCAGACCAAGGAGGUGUUCGUUUACCGAUUCAUGGUAGCGGGCUCCUAUGAAGAGGAUCUGCAGAACAAAGCCGUCUUCAAGACGCAGCUGGCCUCACGGGUUGUGGAUAAGAAGAACCCCGUUAGCUGGUCAAAUCGACUGGGAAGCCUAGUGCACCCGCUUCGCCGCGUGCCGCCCCGCGACCUAACGGACUUUAUCGGCAAAGACGCGAUACUGGACAAGCUGAUUAGCUACACGUCCAAUAGGGAGCGGGCACCAAUUCGAUUCAUUGUUUCAACCGAUACAUUCGAGGAAGAGGACCCGACGAACAACCUGACGGCUGAAGAGUUGCGAGAGGUCGACCAGAUGGUGAAAAUGAACCGGCUUCGUGUCACAGACCCGAAGGAAUAUGAGCGACUGCAGGAGGAGCAGAGAAGGCUGGAGAUCCACCGCGCGCUCCCGGUGCAUUACAUGCAUCGCGACGGCCCGGCUCAGCUGGUCUCUGCACCACCAACGGCGGCUUUAUCCCAGCCGGCCCAGGCUGUUCAGACCACAUAUGGUGCUCAAGAUGGCCAUGGAAAGAAUGAAGGUCGAGUGGAGGCUGGGGCGAGCAACACUACCACGACGAACACUGAAACUACGAUCCAGCCGGGAGCGCAUAGCUUGCCGCAGACAGCAGCGCUACAGCCCCUCCCUGGUACAAACACUUACUUCGGAGAUGCAUCGAGCACUGCCCAGUCCAUCGCAAGUCGACCCUCGCACGCGCCGGAAGUCCAGUCAACUCCACGGACGCCAGUAAUGACUCCAGGCAAUCUGCGUGCCAUUUUCAGUCCACCGAAACAGAGCCGAGAUCGAGCGGCAUUUGAGCAGACGCUCCGGAAGGCACUGGAAGAGUUGCAGAAAGCGCAAUUUCCGGGCGUUGGCGGUGAGCCACGGGGGGCAGUCAAGAAAGCGGCGGAGGGCAUCAACCGGUAUCUCAAGGCGGACGGCCUCGGAUUCCUCAAAGAGGACCAGCGGUGGCGGCUCCUUGACAACCUUGUCCAAAGCCACCACCGAUUCGCACUCGCAGUGGUAUCCGGAUGCUUCUCGCUGCAGUACGUUGCUUUGGCUGCGGCGGAAGAGCUGCAGCGUCGGCUGGACGGUCUGAAUGGUUUGUCGGAGGGUGAUUUGAAAGCCCAGCUGGCAGCAGAACUGGCCGCCGAUCCUCGUGUAAGACUUGCGCGUGGUCGGUACGUGGCAAGGAAAUUGCUAACACGAAGAUCAAAGAACUUGCAGAACUUGCAACGCAGCGAUUCGGUGUCUGGCGCCCAACUGCAGAGCCCACGAGCGAGAGAGGACCUCGAGGUCAUGCGCGAAGCUGCGGCUAGGAGGCAGCAGUGGCAACAGGGAGUCCAGUAUCGCCGUUCGGGCGUCUGAGGCAUGAUGGGCUGGAGAGAAGCCUGUGGGCCCCUAGAACUCGUUCUGAUGCCGGCCAUAUGUGCCCAUUCAAGGCAUAGCUCGACAAGGCCAGUGGUACGAGGGACGGCGCGGCCGAGCGGGUUUUCGGGGGGAAGUCGGGAUUGCGGAUCCCGCGCGUCGAAUUGAUAGGCGAAACCGGAUGGGCUGGUUGGAGCAAACCUUGUGUGAAUUAGCGAGCAUGGUUGGCGGCAUUUGCUCUCGUUGUGAUACCCUUUUAUUGCACGGACUUGCACAGAAGAAGCGAAACGAAG
Molecule: messenger RNA, 6559 nt
Organism: Purpureocillium takamizusanense
Lineage: Eukaryota; Fungi; Ascomycota; Sordariomycetes; Hypocreales; Ophiocordycipitaceae
Exons: 1
Coding region: 810-6266 (1818 amino acids)
Cellular component (GO): nucleus
Molecular function (GO): ATP binding; ATP hydrolysis activity; ATP-dependent chromatin remodeler activity
Source: RefSeq, a predicted model, not a curated record